AAGAGGCGGGUCUUUGGAAAGCAGGAAUGCACUGAAAGUUUUCCUGCAGGAACUCUCCUCCACAAAGCUGGAAAAAGAAGCGUCCCAACGACGUGGACAUGUGGACACUGGUGCUGCUGUUUGCUCAGCUCUGUUUCUGCUCUGGGUAUGAAGGGUCAGGACAGUACACCUACGGAGACGAUGAGGACUGGUACUCUCGUAGAUAUAAAGGAACCCCGUGGUGCGCACCCAUUAAGCUGAAGCACGGCGACGUGAGCUGUCGCACUCCCAGAGGGGAGCACUACAAGAAUGCGAUGGGAACUCGUUGUAAAAUCCGGUGUAAACAGGGAUAUGAGUCCCAGAACUCCGAGGUGGUGUGCAUGGCGAGCAGACACUGGUCUUCUAACUAUGCUUGCAGAGAGAUCCGCUGCCCAAAACUCGACAUGCCCAUUAAUGGUGGAUACAAGUGUACAGAUGGCUCCUACUUCAACAGUCGCUGCGACUUCUUCUGCUCCCCUGGCUACACCCUGAAGGGCCAGAAGACAGCAGUCUGCCAAUACAACAAGGUGUGGAGCGCAGCCGGCCCCACAUGUGUUGAUUUGGAGCCCCCCAAAAUCAAGUGUCCCAAUGUAAAGGAUAAGUGGGCAGAACCAGGGAAGUUGACGGCAAGGGUGACAUGGGACACACCUGAGGGCGUCGACACGGCAGACGGGAUCCUUACAGAUGUUAUCCUGAAAGGACCACCUUCAAAAUCAGACUUCCCAGAYGGUCUCCAUAAGUUGUCCUACACUGUGUUUGACCGGGCCGGGAACAAAGGGACCUGUCGUUUCUCUGCCAGAGUUCGAGUGCGUCGCUGCAGUCCGCUGUUUCCUCCAGACAACGGCUACAUGAAGUGUGACAGUGACGGAGACAACUACGGCGCCUCGUGUGUAUUCACCUGCAGCGGAGGCCACGAGCUGCAGGGCAGCGCUGCCAGAGUGUGUCAGUAUGGACUCACCUGGUCCGGUUCAGACACAGUAUGUGCACCCAUGAACAUUAAUGUGGGAGUGCGUACAGCUGCUGCGCUGCUGGACCAGUUCUAUGAGAAGCGGCGGCUGCUCAUUAUCUCCGCACCGACGGCUGCCAAUCACAAUUACCGCUUCCAGAUGACUAACCUGCAG
This is a messenger RNA of Austrofundulus limnaeus, 1139 nucleotides long. RefSeq names its product sushi-repeat containing protein X-linked (gene srpx). The record is from RefSeq and is a predicted model, not a curated record. Gene Ontology annotation, biological process: phagolysosome assembly. Lineage: Eukaryota; Metazoa; Chordata; Actinopteri; Cyprinodontiformes; Rivulidae.